Frieseomelitta varia is the source of this 7071-nucleotide messenger RNA. Its product is annotated as general transcription factor 3C polypeptide 1. Gene Ontology annotation, biological process: transcription initiation at RNA polymerase III promoter; 5S class rRNA transcription by RNA polymerase III. NCBI's taxonomy places the organism in Eukaryota, Metazoa, Arthropoda, Insecta, Hymenoptera, Apidae. The transcript is spliced from 12 exons. Gene Ontology annotation, cellular component: transcription factor TFIIIC complex. Bases 142 to 7053 code for a protein of 2303 amino acids. Gene Ontology annotation, molecular function: DNA binding. The record is from RefSeq and is a predicted model, not a curated record.
CUGUAUGUAGUAUGUAGUGUAUCUAGUACCUAGUACUACUUUGACAUUUAUAAGUUGUUAUAUGUCAACUGUAAUAUUUAAAAUAUGAAUAUAGAAGAUAUUUUGUACUAUAGUGUAUUAUAUUUUAGAGCAUAAUUAAACAUGGUAUCAUAUCCAUCAAUUAAUUUAGUAGAUUCAAUAAUUGAUGAGGUCGCAUUGGAAGGUUUAGAUGGUAUUACCAUAGAAGCAUUAUGGUUACGUUUAGCUCAUCGACUUCAUAACCCUUUACCAUUCUCAAAGCCAUUUAUGAUUCAAUUGUGGUCAAUAUGUGUACAGAUCAGAGAAUUUGCAUUUUACAAAUUGGAAACUGCAAGAGAACCACUUAUAAUUUUCGAUCGCUAUCAGUUUGUGGAUCCUGAUUUAGGUAUUAUAUUGGAACCAGAACAUGUACCGCCAGACAUUUAUCCACAUUGUCCUAUUAAUGAUGUUUCAAAUGGUAUUAAAGGAUCUUGUUCUACUUAUUAUACUCGAGAAGAUGUCACAGAAAUUGUAAGAAGCCUUAACUUAGAUGAGGCUACAAAAAAAUAUGGACAAAAAUUAGUUAUUGUUGCAUCACAAUCUGCUAGAAAUCAUGCCCUGAUGGGAGAUGAAGUAUCUCCAAUACUUGAAUUAAAUGUAACACAAUAUUGUUUUCUAGAAAGAGUAGGAAGAUCACGAUAUCAUGGUGAAGUUACUCAGGGGAAACUUAGUCUUAGUGCAUUAAAAGAGGAUCCUAAAAGUUUAUUUUAUCACAGAAAAUUUUUAUUACGCUAUAAGUUAAUAACAAAGCAAAUAUAUCAUCAGAAAAGUGGUAGCAGUAGUUCUAAUGGGAGUCUUUUACAUCUUCCAAGGUUCUUUGUUGAAAGAAAACCAAAAAUAAUUUUCUUGGCUGAAGAAGUUAUAAAAAUUCUCAAGUCAAAACCUAAUUGUGUUGCAGAAUAUGAUGAAAUAAAACGUAAGCUACAAAUUGAAAAUGCAAUAAAAAAAUUAUUUAAAACUUCAUUUUUUCAAAAAGUUGUGAAAACAGAUAUUAGAGUACCAUAUAGAACUUUAUAUCCUAAUGCACCACCAAUAGAAUGGCAGCGAAAGAAUAAUCCUAUAAAGGAGAAGAGAAUUAAAGUAGUACAGCUAUUACUGCCAAAUAUUGAUAUCCUUGAAGCAUGGAAUAAAGAUGAAAUACAAGACGAAGAUGAAUCUCAUGAAUUAAAUAUCUCAAAUCAUAAAUAUGGUGUACCUUACUUGAAACAAGCAAAUACAAUAAUUGAAGCUAAUGAAAUUGAUGGUGUAUGCCAAGGAAGUUUGGCUAAAAUAAUGGGGCUAACAAAACUUCAAUCACGGACAAUUUUGCGAAAUAUAGUUAAAACAAAUAUUGUUGCUACUUAUAUGAAUGAUAUUGGUAGACAAAGGAUUACAAAAUAUGUAUCAAAAAAAUAUGAAAAAGCUAGUAAGUUAAGUAAACAGUUUAAGAAAGAAAUACAUAAAAUUAAAGAGCUUACAAAACAAAUUGCAAUUGAAAGUGAUGACUUAGAAAAAACUAAGACGAUAAAAGAGAAUACUGUUAUUGAUGAUGAAAAAGAAAGUGUGAGAAAGGUAUUGAAAUCUGAUAUUGUGAGUAAGGACGACUUUUUACAAAAAAAGUCAAAUAUUGAAAAAGUAGAAUUGCAAAAAACGUUUAAUAUAGUUAAUCGAAUAUUAUAUAAAUAUCGUAUAACAAAGCGUCCAAAUAGAUACAAAUGCACUUUGUCUAACUAUUUGUCAGAUAAAAUCAACAAAGUUCAAGUAAAAGAAAAAAAUUCAUACUCUAAUAAUAUGUUACAACAAAUUUCUGAAUUAUCAAAAAAUGAAAAGGCAAUAGCAGCAUAUAAAAAUAUAAAAGUUGACAUUACAGUUUUAAGAUUAACAAAUGAAGAAAAAUCAGAAAAUGAAGUGUAUGGAUUUAUGGAAGAUGUACAAAAUAGUGAAAAGAAAAAUGUAACAAAUAUUACAUAUAGAUUAUUACGAAGAGCUAAUAUGAUUAUAGAAUCAGUGAAAGAACAUCAAGUCAUUGAUGAUACGGCAAAAUUGAUGAAGAUAAUACAUGAGGAAGAAGAUAAAGAAGGGUGUGAUGUGAAAAUCGAUAAAAAAUCGUUAAUAAGAUUGUUGCAAAAGCUUGCGAAAGAUAAUUUAGUAAAACAUAUAAAAAUAACUCUCAAUGGAAAUGGUAAAGAGAAGCAUUUAAAAUUUAUAUGUGACCCAAAUAUUGAUGUUAAUAGUGCUGUUAUUCAAUCAGCUGUAGAACAAGCAAAAUUAAAAUUCUUUUUAAUGACUUCUCAAAAACUUAAAUCAUCUACGAAACAUACAGAAAAUGCAAUAAAAUUUGAAUCUAAUGAAGAUAUUAAUAAUGCUAUAAAUAAAUCUGGAAAAAAUCAGUCUGCAGUAAUACCUACAAAUUCUAAAUGUGGUCCUAGAAUAUCAAGAAAAUACGGAUAUAGUCCGAAAUUUCUUCGUAUGCAAGCAUUACAUACCUUUUUAUUUUAUUUGGUUUAUGAACAUCCUGGCAAUCAAACUCUUUCGAAAGCGGAACAAAUAAAAAUUUUGCGAGAUAAUGAUUUUAACAUUACAGAAGAAUUAGCAGAAGAAUUCAAUACAAUUUAUACUAAAGAUGUUAGUUGGAAAAUGUUUAUUCCACCUUUGCCACAAUAUAAUGGCUGGUCUCGAGGAUGGACAUUAAUGUGUGAUAUUCUUUUACGACUUCCUUUAUCGAUAUUUUUAAAGAUUCAUUACAUUUCAUUUGUAAUACCAGAUAUGGAUAAAUAUAUAAAUCAUCCUAUUCGAAAACAUUAUUUAGUUAGAGAUUUACCAAUUGACGUUCGAAAUUCUUUACUUUAUUCACGAAAGUAUAUAUUUCAUAUUCAUGAAACUAUAACAAGAUUAUGUUAUAUUGGGUUAAUACAAUUUGGUCCACAAAAAUUAAAAGAGAAAGAUCAAGUAUUUAUUUACGUGAAUCGUCGUAGCGAACUAAUGGAUACGACAUCUUCUGCUCCUGGUUAUCACAUAAUUGAAGAUAAAUCUUACCCCAUAAUUAAAUAUAACUUUGACGAAAUUCAGGUAAUUGAGAAGUACUGGUAUGAUAUGUGGAAUAUAUGUAUGAACACACCAUUAGGCGGUCGACUUGUUGUUCAAGGAAAAGAUAUAGUAUUAGAAGAUUUAAAUAAGAAAAUUGAUAUGAUCAACGCAGUGGUAGCUCGUUCUCCAGAAGAAGCUGCGAGAUUAGAUACCGGUAAAGUACCUGGAGAUCACAAAGGUGCUGCUGGAAUAGAUUCAGCAUGUUUUGCUCAUCUUAAAAGAAAUUGGAGUUGGGGUUUCUCUAGUUCUGAAAUUCAGCAGACAAAAAAACAGCAAAAUGUAGUUUAUGAAAGAGAUUCGUAUCUUUCUAAAAUAAAAGCAAAACCUAUUAGAUUCACUGAGUUUUCCGGUCUGAAAACAGUAUCUGGACCACCUUCUUUAAGUGCCACAGAAUUCAGAAAAAAGGUACAAACUAAAAAUAGUGAAAAUUUGGAUCAGCAGAACAAAUAUGAAGCAUUGACAUGUCAACGAAGUGCGAAGCAAAAAUCCUACGUUAGGAGAGUAUUACCUCGUAAAUGUAGUAAUAAAAAACGAACAAAAUAUGACGAAGUUGAUUAUCGAGCAUUGCAACGGAUGCAUAAGUUACGAGUAAAUUGGGAGUCAUAUGAGGAUAAGAUUUUGCUUGUUUGUAAAGUAGCUAUGGUAUAUCUUUGUCCAAAUCCACGUAAACAAGUAAUAACAUUUUCGGCAGUAAGAGAUGUACUACGAACAUAUUCAUACAGUUCACACAACAAAACAUCAAGAGCUUGUCAACGACGACUUUUAUAUAUGCUCAGACAACAACGAAAUGUUGACAUUGUUGCAUUAGGAGUUGAAGAGCUCAAACAGAAUUUCUUCCUCAAAAAACGCUUUGGUGGUAUUGUGGAUAAACUUAAAGAAAAACAUAAAAAUUCCUCUGAAUAUGAAAAACAAGUUACAGAGGCGUUUAAAUCACUUAUUACUUAUAUUGCAAAGAAAUACUAUGAUAUUUCAGAUGUUGGAUCUAAAGAACCAUUGCCUGUGCCAAAAACAGUGCAAGAAUUUAAUUUAUUUUAUAAAAUUGUACAUCCUACAAAACCAUUCUAUAAUCGUGGUUUCACGAAAGAUAUUCGGAAUGUCAACGAUAUACAUUUUUCAGUCAUAAAUUCUGUCAUUAAUAGUUCCAUGUGUUGUGGAAAAGACAGAAGAUCCUGGGCAUACCAAUUAUUCAAAAUAUAUCAGCAAUAUCCAGAGAUGUUAUUAAGAAAUGCUAUGGCAAAAAGUCGUAGCGAUCAAAUGGUUACCAUUAAAAAGAAUCAAUUGACUAGUAUAAGAAAAUAUGGUAAUUAUAUGCCGAUGAGUAGCUCUCAGUAUCAAUUAAGCAGUAAUUACAUAUAUAAAUUUCACACUAAAUGGCCGUAUAAUAUAUUCAAAGAAUCAUAUGAUGUUUUCUAUAAACUUAGUAAUUGGUACUGUCAUAACCAAAUGAAUGAUCAAAGUAAAGCAUCAGAUAAUUUUAAUGGCAUUGAAGUGUUUCCAACUACUGGUGGUUUAAUAGGAGCUAUACAUGACUAUAUCGUACAAGAUCAAAUAGAUUUUGAUAUUGAAAUACCCGAUCAAGUUAUAAUGCUUGAUCCUAGAUUAAAUGAAAAAGAUGAAACAUAUUUUAGAAUAGCUAAACGAUAUCAAGAUGUAUUAGCUAAUUUAGAUAAUUUGAAAUUUAUAAAAGAAUUUUCUUUGCAAAACAGUAGUGCAAUUGAUCUUGAAGAGCAUAACGACAAAAGCUUCGAUUCUAAAGUUGAUACUGUACAUUAUAACAAUAUAUGUAAUGCUAAUGGAAAAUUAAAUAAAGAGGGCUUUUCGGAUUUGGAUACAGAAAAGAAUACACUUUUACAAGAAUUUGAAGGUGAGAAAAGAAAUUUCGAAGAUGCGAAAUCUUUUAUUGACUAUGACGAAAUAAAUUUCGAUACUGACGAGGAGAACGGCCGUAAUGUAAUUGACGAUGAACAGAAUAUAAUUAAAUUUCAAGAUGGAACUAAAAUUGUAUUAAACACAGAUGAUGUCGAACGUUCAACACUUUGUGAUGAGAAUUUAAUAAUGGAAACAGAUGUGCAAAUAAACAGUACUGAAGAAAGUUUAAAUAAAUUGUCUGAAUUUGAAAAUGAAAUCCAGGUACAAUAUAAUUCUGUAUUAUUAUCAGAAAGUGAAAGCAAUAAAUAUGAGGAUAAAAUAUUAAAUAUCGAAAGUCCAUCUUCAUCUCAUUUAAAUCCACAAUUGAAUACAGAUAGGAAUAAAUUAGUUACAUCUGAAAGAAAAAAACGAAAGAAUGAAAUGUUUGAUUUAAAUGAACCUAUUCCAAAGAAAAUAAUAUUAGAUCAUGAUAUCGUCAAUGCAGAAAAGAGUGAAGAAGUAUUGCAAAAGAAUGAUGUUAUUUUAACUGAAAUAUCAAAUAAAAUACAAAAUGAAAAUUCAAAGGAACAUUCCAACAAUAAAACAACUGAAAUUAAUAAUGUAAAAUGUAACAAUGAAAAAGAUAUUUCAAAUAAGGAGUUUGAAAUUUCAUUACAAUCAAGAAAAAGUGAACAUGGCUUUACACGUGUUAGUGAUAUUUUAAAAAAUAUUCCUACAGAACAGAAUUAUUUGAAUUCAUGUUGCAAAAUUGAUGAUAUACACAAGCGGUAUAAUCGUAUAGCUUUAUUACGGAUGAGAGAAGAAUUAAGUGAAUUAACAGUAGCAGAUAGCCAUCAUGCACAUGAAUAUUUUGUAGUAAAUAUGUUUAAAGUUUUUUAUUCUUUAUAUCGAUCAAAUUCACAAAAUGUCAGAGAAGUUUUUAGAGAUCUUCCAAUACCCUCAGACUUAUUGCCUUUAAGAUUAAAUACUAUAAAUGAUUUAAUACAAGAAGUAAAUAAAUUUGCAGUUUUUCCUAAGAAUAAUAUUUCAUUCUCUGAUUUAAAAAAAAUUUUACCUAAUGAUUUUUCAUUGAAUUUGAACAAUAUGGACACAGUUUAUGAAUUUGUAUGUGACAAAAAAGAAUUUGGAGCUACUAUUCAAGAUUUGAUAGAUGAAUUUGAAGAUCUUUUAGGAGAAAAUUUAUAUCAAAUUGUUUCUUUCUUUACCAAUAAUCAUCUAUUUUUGCGAUCUGGUGUAACUGUAGUCCGAUAUAUACAUCAUCGUUAUGUUGAUUCUUGGUUAAUAAACUCAUAUAAAAUAUGCCGUCUUGAGAAAGAAUCACUUAUACCAGUGCCGAAAGGAACUAUAUAUGUGACAGAACCUAAAGAAGCAUCAAACAAAGAUAAUGAUGUAAAUACAAUAAAAGAAAUCAAUCAAAGUCCCACUAAAUUAUUGGAAAAAGAAUCAUCUAAAAUUGCCAGUGGAAAUAUAACUGGAGAAGAUGUUCAGCUAGAAAUAAAAGAUAGCAAUGAAAAUAAAAGUGAAGAUUCUACUAAAGAUACAUCUAGUCAUAGUGAUGAAGAAUAUAAUACGGAGAUGAAGAAAAGAAUGCCAAGAAAAAGGAUUAAAUUACAUCACCAAAAAGAUACAUCUAAACCUGUGAAGCAAUUAAAUUCAAAUUCAAAACAAGAAAUAAAGGUAGUUAUAAAACCAUGGAUUCGAAUAGAUGGUGUUUUAAAUCGUAGAGUAUUUGAUCGUAUGUUGGGAUCAAUUUUGUCAUACUGUUUAACGCAUCCAGGUAUAGCGUUAUCUAAAAUACAAUAUAGAUUUGUCCCAGCUCUUCAACCAUGUCAUACACGAGAAUUGAUCGAGAUAUUGGUGAAAUUAGGAUGUUUGGAAAAAAUUCUCUUGAAAAAAUCACGUGUAACAUUAUUUUCGAAGCCAUCAGAAAUUAAACCAAAGAUUGCAAAUAAUGAUUGGGCUACUGAAGAAAAUAUUUUUAUCGAACCUAAAAAUGGAGCAAUGUUAAAAUUUGGAAUAUUUUUAAGUACUAAAAUGUAUAACACAGAUUUUAUUACUUAAUUAGUAAAAACUGAAUUU